AUGGAGAGCAUUUGGAAAGAGAUAAAAGAGACAAUCACUUCGACGUGUCAUGAGGUUCUGGGCCACAAGAAGCACCAUCACAUAGAAUGGAUCACUGUUGAUUCACUGGAUAUGAUCCAAGAAAGAAGGAACAAGAAUGCAGCAAUCAAUACCAUCCGAACAAGAGCAGAAAAAGCCAAGGCACAGGCUGAGUACAUAGAAGUAAACAAGCAAGUGAAGAGGAGCAUCAGAACUGACAAAUGGAAAUAUGCGGAAUAUCUAGCAAUGACGGCGGAAAAGGCUACAAGAGAAGGAAACAUGAGACAAUUGUAUGACACAACAAAGAAACUGUCCGGAAAUCACCGUAAACGAGAACGACUAGUGAAAAUCAAGGAAAGCAAUGUAAUCACCAACAUUGCAGAACAACGAAACAGGUGGGUAGAACACUUCAAAGAACUCUUGAAUCGACCAGCUUCACUGAACCCACCCAACAACGAAGCAGCACCCACAGACCUCCCAAUCGAUGUUGGCCCACCAACAAUUGAAGAGAUUAGCAUGGCUACCAGACAAAUCAAGAGUGGCAAAGCAGCAUGA
Messenger RNA from Schistosoma haematobium, 573 nucleotides. RefSeq lists its product as uncharacterized. Bases 1 to 573 code for a protein of 190 amino acids. Lineage: Eukaryota; Metazoa; Platyhelminthes; Trematoda; Strigeidida; Schistosomatidae. The record is from RefSeq and is a predicted model, not a curated record. The transcript has a single exon.